AUGUGUGCGAAUCACGAGGUACCAGACAGUUUUUCAGAAAAGAUUGUUCGUCAAUAUUUGACGGCUACAAAUUUCGCAAAGACAUUAGAUGCUUUUAAUGUCGAAGUGCGUCAACGAAAGGCACCGUACCGGCCGUCAAAUAUUAUGUGCAAGUUAUGGACAUGUUUAGAUGAACACAAAUUGGAACAGCUUGUGGACCUGUGGCAUAUGUUAGAGAAUACAUUUUUUGUUCGCUUGGACGCUGACCGGCAAAGAGAUGCUCAUGAUCUUAAGGUUCAUUUCUUCCGAACUUAUAUAGCCCUGGCUGUGAAAAACAAGCGGCGUGAUGAAAUCCAAGAAUUUUUUGGUAAACUUUCAUCAUACUUUUCCACGGAUUCGGAUAAUUGGCGCAGUUGGUAUGCUUUACCGUAUACCACGGAUCCUCAAGACCAUCCGGACUAUUGCAUGUACUUUACCAGCACGUGGUUAGAUAUUUUGUUUCUGNUGUUUCUGUCCAUGGAAAAUUUUUUGUGUAUCAUUUUUCACGCGGAUCUCUGUCAGAACAACUUACUUCACACAAUUGAAGUUUUAGAAUCUCGACUAAAGGUGAGUUUUUAUCUGUUGCUUACAGGCACCGACGAACCGCAGUUCUGUUCCACGAAAGGAUGA
This is a messenger RNA of Echinostoma caproni, 648 nucleotides long. NCBI's taxonomy places the organism in Eukaryota, Metazoa, Platyhelminthes, Trematoda, Plagiorchiida, Echinostomatidae. The record is from the annotation of a GenBank genome assembly.